Messenger RNA from Bactrocera dorsalis (oriental fruit fly), 3030 nucleotides. RefSeq lists its product as uncharacterized. NCBI's taxonomy places the organism in Eukaryota, Metazoa, Arthropoda, Insecta, Diptera, Tephritidae. The record is from RefSeq and is a predicted model, not a curated record. The transcript is spliced from 4 exons. The coding region runs from base 146 to 2071 and encodes 641 amino acids.
AAUAUCAAAGUGGCAAUAUUGUUUUACGUAUAUUUGUAUCUCCUAUUCAGGAGACCUGAAAAAUAAAAUUCAGCUGUAGUUCUUCCAAAAUAUUUGGAAAAAAUUGUUAAUAAAAGUGCAUUUUACAAGAACCGCCUCCAGAAAUAUGACUGGCACAAGAUUUGCUCGCACAGGACGUUGCCGGUUUUUUGUGUGCUUAGCUGUACUGACUGCGAUGCUUUGUAUGGUGGCGAUUUUUCACAGUUCUCAACAACAAUUGGAUGAGACACGCGAGCAACGCUUACGUUGCGAAAGGCAACAGGAACAACUAAAUGAGCAACUUCAAAAUAUGGUGGAACAAAAAUACAAUCAACAAAAAACGUUGGAACAAGAGCGAAAUGAACAAAUGGAAGCUCGGCAUAAUUUGGAACAGAAACUUAAAGAACUGACUAUAUUGCGAACAAAUGAACAAAUGGAUAUACACUUACGCUAUGAUAAGUUACAACAGGUGCAUAAGUUAUUGAAAAGUGAACAUAAUGAGCUAGUUACCGAAUGCCAAAAAAGCAAGAAAGAACUAAUGGAAAAUACCAAUGCUUUGGAAAAGAAACUACAAUCUGUGCGUUCAGAGGCGGAUAAAGAGAAAAAUGUACUCAAUGGGGAGAUUACAUUAUGGAGAGAAAAAUAUAAUUCCAUUGUUGCCGAAAAAGAACGUCUUGAGAUUUUGCUGGACGCGUCUGGCAAAACGGCAGAGUUACAAAGCAAAGUUAUAAACUUGGAACACAUAAUCGCCCAAUAUGAGCAGCACUGUGACUAUAAACCUGAGACCAAAAGUAACAACGAAAAACCUUUGAAUCCGCCAAAUACAUUACGCAACACAAGCCCACGAACGCGCAUAGAGAAGUCCUUUAAUGAACAAGUUCCAGUGAGUGCCGGCUUAUAUCACAUCGAUAUUAAACUAACUAACAAAACGGAAGAAGUUGUUUCGACAAAUACGAAUCAAACUAUUUCGCCCACUAACAAAACUAUAGCUUCAAAUUCUAACGCACCUAAUGUUGAGCAUAAAGAGAAUGAUAAUGAAAAUGUAAUUUUAAAAGCUGGUAGCGAUAUUGUUGCUGGUGGUGUUGGGUUAGACGGUGUUGGCGGCUUUCUGCCUUAUCUUUCACGUAGUAACCGCAGCUUAAUACUAAAUUCUGUUGAAAAUUUUCAGAUUUUACCAAAACCAAUCGAAAAAGUUGCAGAUGGGGCUGAGAGUGAUGGCAAAGUAUUGAAUCAACUACGACAGCCACCGGCGAACCAAUCAGAUGCAUUGAGUAACAACAAAUUAAUUUUACCAUUAAGUGCACCUCGAAAGGCAGCAACUACUGAAGCGUCAAAAUCCGAACAACAUGUACUCGAAGUAAAUGCUCCAAUUAAAGAAAUAAACAAUACAUCUACUACUAGUAGCGCCUUUCCGCCGCUACCAAUGCCACCAAACCCACGUAAAUUACCAGAGAAUGUAGCGCCUAUACCGGCCAAUUUCGAGGAACUUUUGAAGGAAGACAAUGCUAACCUGAAGGCCGACCUUGCGAAAGAGGCAGAUGUAAAUGCGGCAGAAGAGGUGCAAAAGCACGGAAAUGAUGGUGCAAAAAAUAAUAGAUAUGCAAAUGCAAUCAAUGAAAUGGAACCGAAGGCCUCAAAUAAAGAAAAGGUUAUUGCGGCCGCGAAUGCAGCCAACGAGGAUUCCGGUGCGCAUGAAAUCAAAGAUAAUGAGUUCAUAAACGAUCAAAAUUUCAAUUUGCCAGCCAACGAAGAGAAUAAUUUCUUUGAUGGUGGUGUUAAAAAUGAACCGGCUGGCAACGUUGAGGAGAAGCCCAAAGGCGAUGACAAUGAUGAUGACGAGGGGCUUGCGGGCGCGGUAGAUGCAGGAGAUAUAGCGGUUAAAAAUCACAACUUGCUGGAUACCAAUAAUUUAAACAAUGAGGUUGCAGGCGAUCAAGGAAAGGAAUUUCCCGAUGAGUUACGAUUGGAAGAAAACAACGAAGAAGAUGAAGAUGAAGAUGAUUAUUCCAAUCCGGGAGCGCGACAGCAAGGCGAACAAGCAAUUAGAAAUUAGACAAGAAAAACUAAUAGUUUAAUAAAUAAGUAUUUAUAAUAAGCGGCAUUUGCACUGUGCACAUUAACAUUCGAAUAGCUAAAAAACACGAUCCAAGAGAAAAGCACACAUCUCAUUAAGCGCACAUUAACACACAUACACACCAGCCCCAGUUGAAAUGCAAGGAAAUGCAGCUAUUUAAAUAGUAUCCCUUAUCAGGAGCCUUCAAAAUACCCAGUAAAGAUAAUCCAUUAUAAAUUAAGAAAAAGCUUCGAAAAUCCGUAAAAAACUAAAGUGAAUUUAGUAUCUACUAACUAUACAUAUAAAUAUGUACAUGUAGACCUUAGUAGGUCUUUAAAUUUAAGUCACGGUUCCAUAGCUGAUCUGUUUUCACGGUUUUCUGUGAUAGUAUUAAAAGGGUUCUGUAAUAUUUGAGUCUGUUCUCACCUAUGGUGCUCCCAACGUACGUUUUGUUUCCUAUCAAAUAAACUUGCCUGCUUGUAUACAUGCGCAUAACACUUAACAUAUUUAUGCCCUCAUAUCGUCAAAAUUAUAUCGCAUUUUGCUCACUGUUGCAAUAGACAUAUGUAUAACAAUCUAUGUAUAUAAAUAUGUAUGUAUGCAUAUUAUUGGCAGCUAAAAUUAGCGCAUUUUACGAACAAAUAUCUAUUGUAAACUCUUGUUUAGUUGAAUUAAAUAUUAAAUGUAAGAUAAAAAUUUAAUUCAGUCUUAGGUUUGUAAUUUUGUUUGAACUAUUUAAAAUUUUCUAGUUUAUUAAGACAAAUUCAUGCUAAUUAUAGCGGUAAAUUAUCGAUUUUAUUUUUUCUUAGUAUCUUCUAACAUUUAAAACCAGCAGUAGUAUACAGAUACUGAUAUCAUUUAGCGUUUAAGAGAAAGUACUUUUUUGUAAUUAUUGUUGUAUGAUCUUCAUUUUAAAUGUUAAAUUAAAUAUGCUAAGUAAAUUUAUUUUUACUCCCCUA